Capsicum annuum is the source of this 2012-nucleotide messenger RNA. RefSeq names its product inositol transporter 4. Gene Ontology annotation, molecular function: myo-inositol:proton symporter activity. Gene Ontology annotation, cellular component: membrane. Gene Ontology annotation, biological process: transmembrane transport. The record is from RefSeq and is a predicted model, not a curated record. NCBI's taxonomy places the organism in Eukaryota, Viridiplantae, Streptophyta, Magnoliopsida, Solanales, Solanaceae. The transcript is spliced from 5 exons. Bases 167 to 1900 code for a protein of 577 amino acids.
UAAAGAAAGAUUAAUUAUUAAUUAAUUAAAAUUAAUUAAUAGCAAUAAUCUACAUAUGGAUAAUAUAAAUAACCAAACUUAAAAGCUUCAUAUUUCUCCUUCUACCUUCAUUUUCUGGAUUUCUUCAUGCAAAACAUAAGUUGAAGCAACCUAGAAUUUAUACAAAAUGGUAGAGGGAGCAAUAAGCAAAGCAGAUAAAACAGAAUUUACAGAAUGUUGGAAUGCAGUAUGGAGAACUCCUUAUAUUAUGAAGUUGGCUUUAUCAGCUGGUAUUGGGGGAUUUCUUUUCGGUUAUGAUACCGGUGUUAUAUCUGGCGCGCUUCUUUACAUAAGGGAAGAUUUUAAAGAAGUCGAUAAGAAGACGUGGCUGCAAGAAACUAUUGUUAGUAUGGCUGUUGCUGGUGCAAUCUUUGGUGCUGCUACUGGUGGUUGGCUUAAUGAUACGUUUGGAAGGAAAUUUUCGAUUCUCAUAGCUGAUGUUCUCUUCUUUGCUGGUGCACUCGUUAUGGCUAUUGCACCGGUUCCUUGGGUGAUUAUCAUUGGAAGGAUAUUCGUCGGUUUGGGAGUUGGGAUGGCCUCAAUGACAGCUCCGCUUUAUAUAUCUGAAGCCUCGCCUCAUAAGAUCAGAGGCGCCCUUGUUAGCAUGAACGGUUUCCUCAUUACUGGAGGCCAAUUCCUUUCGUAUCUAAUCAAUCUUGCCUUCACUGAUGUGAAAGGAACGUGGCGUUGGAUGCUUGGCAUUGCUGGACUUCCAGCAGUUAUUCAGUUUGGACUCAUGCUUAUCCUCCCCGAGUCACCGAGAUGGCUUUACAGAAAGGGGAAAGUGGAUGAAUCGAGGGAUAUCUUGGCGAAAAUUUAUCCAGCAGAGGAAGUAGAGAACGAGAUGUUGGCUAUGAAGAAGUCGGUGGAAGAAGAAAAGGAAAUUGAAGGUAGCAUCGGGAGCAGCACAUUCACUCAAAUCAAGAAAGCAUUUGGGGACGCAGCAUGUAGAAGAGCACUAUAUGCCGGUAUUGGUGUUCAAGUGGCUCAACAAUUCGUCGGUAUCAACACUGUCAUGUACUACAGUCCAACUAUCAUGCAAUUUGCUGGAUUUGCAUCUAAUAGGACUGCUGUAGCACUAUCGCUUAUCACCUCUGGUCUCAACGCGGUUGGAUCCAUAGUCAGUAUGGCAUUUGUCGAUAAAUAUGGUAGGAGGAGACUCAUGAUCGUCUCCAUGGUGGGUAUCAUUUCUUGCCUCAUUGUCUUGUCUGUCGUCUUCUUCCAAGCAUCGGUUCAUGCACCAAAAAUCAGUAGCGUUGAAUCUGCUCAUUUUGGCAACAAUACUUGUAAAGCCUACGCCAAUGCCCCGAAUCCAUCCUCUUGGAAUUGCAUGAAGUGCUUGGCUAAACAAGCCGAUUGUGGAUUUUGUUCAAGUACCAAUCUGUAUGCGCCCGGAGCAUGUAUAGCAAAAACGGAUGCACUACAAGGAGCAUGCAAAGCAGAGAAGCGUGUCUGGUACACGAAAGGUUGUCCUAGCAAGUUUGGCUUCUUAGCAGUCGUUUUCCUCGGCUUAUACAUCAUAGUAUACUCCCCGGGUAUGGGAACAGUACCCUGGAUCGUCAACUCUGAGAUUUACCCUUUACGAUUCAGAGGAGUUGGCGGAGGCAUUGCAGCAGUUUCGAACUGGACUUCAAAUCUGAUUGUUAGUCUAACAUUCCUGACAUUAACCGAACAUCUUGGCUCCUCUGGCACGUUCCUUCUAUUCGCGGGGUUCUCAUUUCUUGGACUCAUCGCGAUCUUCUUCCUCGUUCCUGAAACCAAAGGAUUGCAAUUCGAGGAAGUCGAAAAGAUGUUGCAGAAAACAUACUCUCCAUUUAGAAAGAACAAAGCUACUAAAGAGAUCUCUGAGCACACAAAGUGAUGUUACAGAUCAAGAGAGGACUUGGAUGUUUUUUUUGUUUUAGUAUUGCUCAUUUAUAUGUGUCAUUGUGUACAUAUAUUAAUUGGAAGCCAACUGAAAAAAGUUUGAAAGA